Messenger RNA from Cercopithifilaria johnstoni, 594 nucleotides. NCBI's taxonomy places the organism in Eukaryota, Metazoa, Nematoda, Chromadorea, Rhabditida, Onchocercidae. The record is from the annotation of a GenBank genome assembly.
AUGUCUGCGCCACCAUACAUGAGUAAUGAUCACUUCAUCUGGACCACCGACAAACCGGAUGCGGAACUCAUUGAGCCUGAAAUUUUAGCAUCGAUUGAUAAGAAUUUGCUCAUUUUUAGUUUAAAGAAAGAUUAUCCUCCUCAAUCUCAUGCUUUCACAUUGUACAAUCACGGCGAUCACGCUUUUGCGUUCAAUAUUUCGACAAGUGAUAAUUAUGCUUAUUUCGUAUCACAGGUACAAGGUGUAGUAUUCGGUCGUCAGUUGCAUGCCCUACCUUUUGUACGAGCUACUAAUUCAACAACAAUAACUGUUUAUCGAAGGCCCACGAAUGCUUUCAAAGUGGACGAGGACUAUCCGUAUAUCAAAAGAACUGAAUUUCCCCGAAAAGAUCGCUUAUUCAUUUAUUUGGCACCAGUUUUUCACUGGAAAACUCAACCGACAUCCUUAUUUAAUCAUGCAAUGCCUUAUGAAAAAUUAAGGAUUUGUCUGAAUUAUACGGCUCAGAGUUCUUACGAAGGUUCAAAUUUUUCAUUACAACAAGAACGUAAUGGAUGGAACACAUGGCAGUCACAUAUUCAGAAAGCUCGAGAUUGA